AUGAACUUCACAAGUACUUCUCGAUAAUAAUGAAUCAUCCAAAGUGACAUGUUGUUUACCAAUGUCUUUAUAAGUUGCUGCACCAAACAAUUUCUCUAUCAUUCUCUAUCAUUCUGUUGCGAAGCAGGACAGAACCGUCAUUCUCAGCACAGCAACUUAAGAGGUACGGUACCCACUUGUUUAGUUUUUGUCUUAAUUAGAUUUCUGCUAUCUAAAGGCACAAUAUGUCAGAUUUACGGAUGUUCAACGAUCAUUUGAAUCAUUACAACCAUCGAUUCUCUAAGAAUAUAACUUAUAAAUGCGUUAUGAGCUGAGUACCAACUGUGUUAUCCUGUCAUAAAAAAAGGUUCUAUUACUUCAUUGUUUCUGUUGCUGUUUCCAUUUGAGUCUUUGUAAACACACCAAUAGCCUCAAAAUCUGUUUAAACUAGCAUGUUGAUCUCCUGUCAGUCCUUGCAUCAUUAGUUCCAUCUAUCUAAUUUGAGAGAGGUUACAUUUCCUUUUCCCCAUCCCUCAACUGGCAACAAAGUGGCAGGGUCAAGCUGUUGAAAUGACACAUUCACGUAUUCUGAAUGCUAUUUUUCAACAGCUUGUAUUCUUGUCAAUCCCAUUGACAGUUAGUAAAUGUUCCCAUCAUAUACUUUAUAAGCAGUUGUUUCCUGUGCUUCUAUUUCUACGACACCAGUGAUUCACUGUCCCUUUGGUCUCUGUGUUCUCUCCCUGCUGUUUUAGGUUAUGGCUCUGAGCAGACUUCUGACUUUGGGGCUCUGUGUUCUCUCCCUGCUGGUUCCGCCAGGCCAGAUGGAGCAGUGUGAAUGCCAGGGUACUAGAGGACCAUCUGGCCCUCCUGGCCCUCCUGGCCCUCCUGGCCCUCCUGGGCCUGUUGAACUUUCUGGAGGUAAAUGAGUCGUAAGCUUAGUACAACUGCCUUACCCUAUCUUAAUCUAAAAUAUAAUACUGUUGAUUUUGGAGUACACUGUCACUUUAAGCAUGCAUAUUCAUGUGUGUGCCUGAUGAUGGACUGAUGAUGAGGGGGACAGAGAACUCUGAAUGACCUCAAUUAGAUAAGCACUCCUAUUCCUACAAAAAGGCUUUGUCUGUACCAGUUGCCCAAAAAAACUGGGGCGGGGUAUAAUGAAAAAGCCCAAUCCGGUAUAUUUCCUGCUGUUACCCUUUGAUUAGACUGUUGAUUUUGGAAUAAACUGCCAAUUUAAGCAAGCCAGAUCAGACUGCAGAGCACUUAGCAGGCUAAUUUAAGCAGUCCUUGGUGUGUAUGAUGAUGAACCCUCUCCCUGUUAUCUCUCCAUAGGCAAACCUGGAUCUCCUGGUCCACCUGGUCGACCUGGUCCACCUGGUCCACCUGGAGUGCGCGGUACAGUCUUAAAUAUUCACUGUUCUAACUAUAUUAUUUACGUCCCAAAAAUGUAAGUGGGUAACAACACCCUUCGAAGAAAUGUCGACCACAACCGUAGUGCUGCUAUCUCAUUGUGUGUUUUUUUGGAAGACAAAUAACUCUGAAUGACCUCAAUUAGAUAAGCACACCAAUUCCAACAAAGAGUCUGUGUCUGUACCAAUUGCCAAAAAUAAACCUAUUAAAAGGGGCAUAGUGAAUUAAUAGUGAAUUAAUAGGGUAUAGUGAAUUAUUAGCGGUUCACAGCGAAGCCAUAUCUCAGACUGCCCAUCUUAAUCUUUUCUUUUUAUUGGCCAGUCUGAGAUAUGGCUUUUUCUUUGCAACUCUGCCUAGACGGUCAACAUCCUGGAGUCGCCUCUUCACUGUUGACGUUGAGACUGGUGUUUUGCGGGUACUAUUUAAUGAAGCUGCCAGUUGAGGACCUGUGAGGCGUCUGUUUCUCAAACUAGACACUCUAAUGUAUUUGUCCUCUUGCUCAGUUGUGCACCGGGGCCUCCCACUCCUCUUUCUAUUCUGGUUAGAGACAGUUUGCACUGUUCUGUGAAGGGAGUAGUACACCGCGUUGUACGAGAUUUUCCGUUUCUUGGCAAUUUCUCGCAUGGAAUAGCCUACAUUUCUCAGAACAAGAAUAGACUGACGAGUUUCAGAAGAAAGUUAUUUAUUUCUGGCCAUUUUGAGCCUGUAAUCGACCCUCAAUUGCUGAUGCUCCAGAUACUCAACUAGUCUCAAGAAGGCCAGUUUUAUUGCUUCUUUAAUCAGCACAACAGUUUUCAGCUGUGCUAACAUAAUUGCAAAAGGGUUUUCUAAUGAUCAAUUAGCCUUUUAAAAUGAUAAACUUGGAUUAGCAAACACAACGUGCCAUUGGAACACAGGACUGAUGGUUGAUGAUAAUGGGCCUCUGUACGCCUAUGUAGAUAUUCCAUUAAAAAUCAGCCGUUUCCAGCUACGAUAGCCAUUUACAACAUUAACAAUGUCUACACUGUAUUUCUGAUCAAUUUCAUGUUAUUUUAAUGGACAAAAAAAUUGCUUUUCUUUCAAAAACAAGGACAUUUCUAAGUGACCCCAAACCUUUGAACGGUAGUGUAUGUAGGUGCCUUUCCUCAUGCUGAACACAUUUGCCUCAAUUACCCAUAAGGCCUGUCAGGAUAGAUUUUCCUUCAUCUUGGAACUUUUGGAAAACCUUUAAAAAAACGUAUUCUCAUGAACCAUAAGUCCACUUCUCUAUCAUCUAUCCAUAGGGCCAUCUGGAUAUCCAGGAGCUCCUGGUAGUGAUGGAUAUAAUGGAGUCCCUGGUCCACCUGGUCCACCUGGUCCCCAGGGCCCAGCAGGAGCUACUGGUACACUGCUGACUGACCUCUUCCUGGUUAUGUAUUUAUUAUUUGGUUCUCUCUAGUCACACCUUCUGUUUUCACAGACGUAGACCUGGAACCACUGCAAGCAAGCUUGGUCAAACUGGAGUUGGGUAAGGAAGUGAAUUUCAGAGAGCAUGAUCAGAAUGUUAUGUACUUGUAUGCAAUAUUACAGGUCCCGUAUCUUAAUUUGAUCACUCUGUUGUCGCAGAGAAUUUUCCUGCACGGCAGGAAAUGCAAACGUGUGGUGUAUUCAAGGUUUAAAAAGGUUUCUAAAGUUUGUAAUUUCCACUUAUACAUUUCAGACUUGAUUUUCCGUAACAAAAAAUGUAUUAAUCCCAACAGUUAAUUAUAAUCCAAAUAACUAUUCAUAUUUCCUGUUGCUGCAGGAUUAUUUUCCUGCUGUGUGAAAUGGGCUCAAAUUAAGAUAAUGCCUCUGUAGAUUAUAUUGUAGUUUACUAAGUAUCAGUUCAACAUAAAUUAUGCAAUAUUCGUAAUUUUGGAAAAUGCUGUGUGAAUUUAGUUGAGUGUCAGCAUUUGUGAAAUAUAAUAUGGCAACUUUUGCUUCCACUUUUAAUGUUACACCGACUGCAUUAAUACCUGGUUUCUCUUCAGCCAUAAACUAUGACUUCGCCAGAAGAGUUGCCAAUAAGUACUUUGUGUCACACAAGAGACAGGGUGCUUUUGACGACGCUGUUCAGUUCUGCACCAAGAGGGGCUUGCUGCUGGCUUUGCCGAAAAACGAGGAGGAAAACACUGCUCUCACUCAAGUACUUGAAGGGGCUUUCAAUAAUGUGUGGCUCAAUGUUGACAACAGCAAAGAGGGAACGUUUCAGCUAGAUUUGAAAGGCCAUCCCCUCACUUUUUCCAAAUGGGGAGAUGGGGAACCAAAAGUGCCCAAUGGGGAUAGGGGCUGCACAAUGUUGACAGAGUCAGGUGCAUGGCAGGUGACAUCUAAUUGCUCCUUCAAUGCCUAUAUCAUGUGUGAGAUAUAGGGACACCUCUAUGAAACGCUGUUUCUGAGUUUACAAUGAAAUCUUUCUUCUCUUCAAUUAGGAUUCUCUAGGUUUUAUCUCUAGGUUUUAUCUCUAGGUUUUAUCUCUAGGUUUUAUCUCUAGGUAUUAUCUCUAGGUUUUAUCUCUAGGUAUUAUAUCUCUAGGUUUUAUCUCUAGGUUUUAUCUCUAGGUUUUAUCUCUAGGUUUUAUCUCUAGGUCACUUGUAUUUCCAGUUGUUCUGCACCUUUCAUUCUUUCUUUUAUUCAAAUGAGCUAGUUAAAAUGUGGGGUAGAAUGUAAAAGGGAAACUUGUCGAAUAAAGCAACAAACACAUUUACUUUACACUUGUCUGUCUCCUUCACGCUCCCUCUCUCUGAACAGACUGACUGCUGAUCAUGCACAUGGCUACUUUUGACCUACAGUAUAAUGACACAGGAAUAGCAAAUAUAUAUUUCCAAGCAAGACAAUAUCAAGUUAAACUUGUAUGAAUCGGCUGACUUAGACCUGGAACCCACCUAGUAAAAGCGAUGCAUCUCAACACCAAAAGAAGGUAUUGUCUGUGAGGGACCCCCUCCCUAGUGCUGGUUUUAUAGGUUUCUCUGGAGAAAUAAUUACAUGUUAUCCAUACCACCAGAGGGUGAAGGAGGACCCGUAUCAGUGAUUUUGACCAGAUAGACAGAUCCUUUGCCGAGUUAUAGCUCCCCAUGUACUUGCCUAAGAUUGUACUUUUCUGUACCACGUAUCAUAUGACCGUGUACAAAACCCAAAUUACCUUAUUUUUGUGCACAUACAAAUCUGCCAAUGGUAUACAAGGUCUGCCAAUGGUACAAAUAUAACUGCAAUACAGAAGUCAGAUAUACUCUGAAUCUACACAGAGAGCUGUACUGGUGUGUAUUGUCUGAAAAAUCGUUAUUCUAGGACAAUUUAAUUUGAAAGCAUUUAUUUGAAUCCAUGUUUCUCUAUUAAGUUAUACAUAUCAUCAGAGGGUGGAGUGUUAACUGCAUCAGUGAUUUUGACCAGAUAGACAGAUCACCUGCAGAUCACCUCAUGUACUCACCUAUGGUUAUAACUGGUUAUAACUAGGUAUGACCGUGUACAAAAUCACCUUACAUUACCUUAGAUAUAUGCUUAGUUGCGGUCAAAACAGCUCAUAAAAGUAUGUAAGUGGUAUGAAUACUUAGUAGUACCCUCUGAAUGUACACAUAAUGCUGUAUUGGUGUGUAUUCUUCAAAAAUACUUACUCUACUGAAAAUGUUAUGUAAAUACCAGAAUUCCUAUAAUAUCCUCCAAUGUUCUUUAUGUGCAGCUUGUUAAGGUAUUUUGGGUGCUAUACCAUUUGGUUUGAAGUAACUUAAAGGAUUGAAGCAUGCUGCCAUAGCCCCUACCAGUCCCAUUGUAUCUCCAGCAGCGAUGCUAAAGCAGAUUUACCAUCACCAACAAGUUUCUUUCCAGUCUUUUCUACCCGUUUCCAGUCUUUCCAUCCGUUUCCAGUAUUUUCCAUCCAUUUCCAGUCUUUUCUGUCCCUUUCCAGUCUUUCUGUCCGUUUCCAGUCUUUCUGUCCGUUUCCAGUCUUUUCUGUCCGUUUCCAGUAUUUUCCAUCCAUUUCCAGUCUUUUCUGUCCCUUUCCAGUCUUUCUGUCCGUUUCCAGUCUUUUCUGUCCCUUUCCAGUCUUUUCCAUCCAUUUCCAGUCUUUUCCAUCCAUUUCCAGUCUUUUCUGUCCCUUUCCAGUCUUUCUGUCUGUUUCCAGUAUUUUCUGUCCGUUUCCAGUCUUUUCUGUCCCUUUCCAGUCUUUUCCAUCCAUUUCCAGUCUUUUCUGUCCGUUUCCAGUCUUUUCUGUCCCUUUCCAGUCUUUUCUGUCCGUUUCCAGUCUUUUCUGUCCCUUUCCAGUCUUUUCUGUCCGUUUCCAGUCUUUUCUGUCAGUUUCAGUUUUAGCCAAUCUGACACAAUAACAUUCAACCUUGUCUGUUUAUUAUUAUUUAUGUCCAGUUACAAUCUCAGACCAUUCCUUCUCUCCAAUAAGGUUAUAAUGGGAGAGUUAGUCCUUCUCUCCAUAAGGUUAUAAUGGGAGAGUUAGUCCUUCUCUCCAAUAAGGUUAUAAUGGGAGAGUUAGUCCUUCUCUCCAAUAAGGUUGUAAUGUGAGAGUUUAAGAACCAAUAUCAUAUCCAAGACAGACACUCUAGGUUCUUCUCAAAUGGCACACUAUUCCCUAUGUAGUGCACUACUUCUGUUCAGGGGCUGUAGGGGUUGUAGGGCUGUAGGGGCUGUAGGGCUGUAGGGGAUGUAGGGGGGGAUGUAGGGGUGUAGGGCUGUAGGGGGGUACUAUGCUGUAGGGGUGUAGGGCUGUAGGGGUUGUAGGGCUUGUAGGGGUUCUGUAGGGGUUCAGGGGCUGUAGGGGUUGUAGGGCUGGUAGGGCGUAGGCUGUAGGGGCUGUAUGUAGGGUGUAGGGUUGUAGGGCUGUAGGGUGGAGGGCUUUGGGCUGUAGGGCUGAGGGGGUGCGUAGGGCUGUAGGGGCUGUAGUAGGUUGUAGUAGGGCUGUAGGGCUGUAGGGCUGUAGGGGUUGUAGUGGGCUUGUAGGGCUGUGUGUAGGGCUGUGGGGCUGUAGGGGCUGUAGGGGUUGUGUAGGGCUGUAGGGGUAGGGAGGGUUGUAGGGCUUAGUGGGGGUGUAGGGCUUGUAGGGGAUGUGGGGUUGUAGGGCUGUAGGGGUUGUAGGGCUGUAGGGGGUGUAGGGGCUGUAGGGGCUGUAGGGGUUGUAGGGCUGUAGGGGAUGUAGGGGAUGUUGGGGUUGUAGGGCUGUAGGGGUUGUAGGGCUGUAGGGGGUGUAGGGGCUGUAGGGGCUGUAGGGGUUGUAGGGCUGUAGGGGAUGUAGGGGUUGUAGGGCUGUAGGGCUGUAGGGAGUGUAGGGCUGUAGGGGGAGUAGGGCUGUAGGGGGUGUAGGGCUGUAGGGGCUGUAGAGCUGUAGGGGCUGUAUGGGCUGUAGGGCUGUAGGGGUGUAGGGCUGUAGGGCUGUAGGGGGUGUAGGGGGCUGUGUAGGGCUUGGGUGUCUGUAGGGCUUGUAGGGCUGUAGGGCUGUAGGGGAUGUUGGGGUUGUAGGGCUGUAGGGGUUGUAGGGCUGUAGGGGCUGUUGGGGUUGUAGGGCUGUAGGGGCUGUAGGGCUGUAGGGCUGUAGGGGAUGUAGCGGUUGUAGGGCUGUAGGGGCUGUUGGGGUUGUAGAGCUGUAGGGGCUGUUGGGGCUGUAGGGGUUGUAGGGGCUGUAGGGGUUGUAGGGCUGUAGGGGUUGUAGGGCUGUAGGGGGUGUAGGGCUGUAGGGGGUGUAGGGCUGUAGGGGCUGUAGGGCUGUAGGGGCUGUAGGGCUGUAGGGAGUGUAGGGCUGUAGGGGUUGUAGGGCUGUAGGGAGUGUAGGGCUGUAGGGGUUGUAAGGCUGUAGGGGCUGUAGGGGUUGUAGGGCUGUACGGCUGUAGGGAGUGUAGGGCUGUAGGGGGAGUAGGGCUGUAGGGGGUGUAGGGGCUGUAGGGGCUGUAGGGGUUGUAGGGCUGUAGGGGCUGUAGGGGUUGUAGGGGCUGUAGGGGUUGUAGGGCUGUUGGGGCUGUUGGGGCUGUAGGGCUGUAGGGCUGGAGGGGCUGUAGGGGAUGUAGGGCUGUAGGGGUGUAGGACUGUAGGACUGUAGGACUGUAGGGCUGUAGGGGCUGUAGGGCUGUAGGGGUGUAGGACUGUAGGGGUGUGUUAAUACAUAUGUUGACUAUUGAGGGAGUUGUAAUGAAAUGCUGCAUGUGUGUUUAUUGAGCCCGAUAGAGUUGACAUUAUGACGUGCAGGAGCUGGGCUGUAAUAGGGCUGGAGACCAGCUAUAAAGUGAGUGUAAUGAAAAGCCAGGUAAUUGUUUUGAAAGGGUAACAAGCCCUGGUUUCAAUUAGGUUGUACUCCAUCCCAUCCCCCACCACCGCAGACAAGGAAAAUCAUGCCACCUCGCUCUAUUAUUCACAACUUUAGUUUUUUUUUCAAUCAAUAGAAUCUUGAGAGAGAGAGAGAGAGAGGGUGAGGGAGAGAGUGAGAGAAAGAUAGAGAGGGAGAGAGAGAGAGGGUGAGGGAGAGAGAGAGAGGGAGAGAGAGGGACGGAGAGGGAGAGAGAGAAAGUGGGUGAGGGAGAGGGACAAGAAUGGAUGUAGAGGGUGUUAAAUUCUAUUUCUCACUAUUUUUCUAACUUGAAGUUUUGUUUUUAGCCACACCCAAGUCUUGUAAUGAGUGGGAGAAACUCAACGUAUUACUUUAGUGGAACACAUGUUUUGAAACACACACACUAGGGUUGGGAAACACACACACACUCACUAGGGUUGGGAAACACACACUCACACACACUAGGGUGGGGAAAUAGUCUAGGAUUCCAUCUGGAAUGCAUAACAGAUAGAAUCCAUCUCAACAUCUCCUCUGGCUCAGGAUCAGGAGAGGAGGAGGUACUGUUCUGGGAUGGGGAGUGUUCUGCUACAUCUGUCCUACUCUGUUCAAAGAUUUCACCAUUCUUUACUCUCUCUCCCUCUCUCUCUCUUCUCUCUCUCCGUCUCCCUCUCCCUCUCUCUCUCUCUCUCUCUCUCUCUCUCUGUCUCUCUCUCUCUGUCUCUCUCUCUGCUUUAUACAGUUAACUCAUCUUAGGCUGUUUUCUCUCCCUGUGUGUGUUUCAUGUUCUGGGGCCUGACCUGUGCUCUUUAUUUCCAACAGGAUGUGAGUGAAUUAGUGACAUUCUGUAGUAGUUCACAAUAUAAGAUGGUCUUGAGUGCAGCCCAGAGCCCAGCUGUAAGGGAAAAGGACAUAGAGAGGAAUGGGAUCUAUUAAUACUAGUUCCAUCCCUCAUCCCUGUCUUCCUGACCUGGGAUGACAACUUACAACCUUCUGCACAAUGAACUAGGUCAUAUCUGUUGUAUUAUACACUACAGGACAAUCAUGGGCUCAUCUAUGGUUCGUCUAUGGUUCGUCUAUGGUUCAUCUAUGGUUCAUCUAUGGUUCGUCUAUGGUUCAUCUAUGGUUCGUCUAUGGUUCAUCUAUGGUUCGUCUAUGGUGCAGGCCAGCUGCAGGAGGGUGGGUUGAGGAAGGGAUAUGAAGAGAGAUGUGAUCUAUUAGCUAUUAUUUUUAUUAUUUUUGACAUUUAGCAGACGCUCACUUACAGGAGCAAUUAGGGUUAAGUGCCUUGCUCAAGGGCACUUCGACAGAUUUUUCACCUAGUUGGCUCGGGGAUUAGAACCAGCGACCUUUCGGUUACUGGCACAACGCUCUUAACCACUAAGCUACUUGCCACCCGUUACAUUAAACAUAACAGAGUCACGGAGUAAUACCAUCCCAGUCUUCCUGACCUGGGAUGUUCAGAAGAACCCACUUCACAACUCAACAUCUGCUUCGCUAACGUGUGUGUGUGUGUGUGUGUGUGUGUGUGUGUGUGUGUGUGUGUGUGUGUGUGUGUGUGUGUGCUACAAUAAUACAACCCUGUCCUUUGUUAUCUGCCCCAAGAUCAGCAUCAGUUGUGGACUUUGUGUGUCACCCUGGUGUUGAUGCUGUCCAUCCAGAGGAAGAUGGAAUCCAUAUACCCUCUUGACUGUUGGGCUUUCCUGCCAGAGUGUUUGUGUUAGGAGAUGACUGGCCGAUCCGUGGCUGGGUCAGGGAGAUAGAUAAACACGUUGAUUAAAAGAGAUCCAUUCAACUGUUAGCGGAAUGUUCAAGAAUACUAGUUUUUAUCGCCUGGAACUACGCAACUACGUCAACGUGUUCCUGCCAAUGCGAUGGGAGGUGACUCUAUGGACUGACCGUAGUUGGACUGGGAUCUCCAGGAUCUCAUUGGAUGUGUGUGUAAUGUUUUCCUACUUGGUCAAGGGGAUCCACAUGUGAUAGCCUGGUGACUGUAGAGAGACUGCCCAGACAGACUGCUGUGGUCAACCAGCCAGGGGAAUAUUGCUGUAGUUAAUCAGGGGCUCAUGCCCUGUGCUGUUGCGAUGUGUGUCUGCGUGCAUUCAUCCAUCUGCAUGGUCUGGACAGCUGCCCAGAGUAGCCACUCUCACAACCACUAAUGCUCUGUAAUGACUGUCAUCUCACACAGUGGCAGCAGGCUGGAGAAAGCUUGGCAAGGGGAAAUGACACACCACCACACACACACACAGACCCACACACAGACACAUACACAGACACACACCAGACACACACAGACACACCCCACACUCACACACACACACCACCCCACACACACAGCACAUCACACACACACACCCAACACACACACACCCCACACCCCCACACCCCACCACCCCCACCACCACACACCACAACACCGACACCACCCCACCCACCCCCACCCCACCCCCCGCCCCCCACAUACACAUCCCCCCCACAUACACCCACCCCCCCCCACACACACCCCACCCCCACAUACUACUGCAGCAGGACACAGAUCAGCUACAGCAGUCAGGGCUAGUGGAGUCAACUUUGUGUCCUGAAAACGAAGCCAACCAUUGUGUAAUUUUAUUUUUUCUCUCUGUUUUGACCUCUCUUCUAACCCUCUGUGGUUCUGUGUAGGCGGUAGGCUAUAGUGUUAAAAGGUUGUUACCACUAUAAUGAAUGCCAUGGCUAACAGAUAGCGAACAGGGUGUUAUCAUUAAAAUGAAUGCCAUGGCUAACAGAUAGCUAACAGGUUGUUAUCAUUAUAAUGUGUUUGUAAAGUGGUUAUCCCACUGGCUAUAGGGUGAACGCACCAAUUGGUGAGUCGUUCUGGAUAAGAGCGUCUGCUAAAUGACGUAAAUGUGCCCUUGAGCAAGGCACUUAACCCUAAUUGCUCCUGUAAGUCGCUCUGGUUAAGAGCGUCUGCUAAAUGACUAAAAUGAAAAUGUAAAUGUAAAUGUGUGACAUGGCUAACAGAUAGCGAACAGGGUGUUAUCAUUAUAAUGAAUGCCAUGGCUAACAGAUAGCUAACAGGUUGUUAUCACUAUAAUGAAUGCCAUGGCUAACAGAUAGCUAACAGGUUGUUAUCACUAUAAUGAAUGCCAUGGCUAACAGAGAGCUAACAGGUUGUUAUCACUAUAAUGAAUGCCAUGGCUAACAGAUAGCUAACAGGUUGUUAUCACUAUAAUGAAUGCCAUGGCUAACAGAUAGCUAACAGGUUGUUAUCACUAUAAUGAAUGCCAUGGCUAACAGAUAGCUCAAAGCCUGUUAUCCCCCAGGUAGCUUGGACCUGGGCUGUGUCUCAAAUCUGACAGAGGCUUUGGUCAAAAGUCAUGCACUAUGUAGGGAAUAGGGUGCCAUUUGGUAUACAUCCUUGGCUCUCUCUCAGCACCACAACGUGUUGGCAACACCUAACAUGACGGACUCUUAGGGAGGAAAGAAAGAAAGCAUCUGCUGGCACCACACCUCAUGCACUUGGCACAGGAGUUAGAGUACGCUGGCUGUGUGUGAAGGAAACACACCUAGCUAACCCUGUUAGGGCCCUGGAGGGGGGAGCAAGGAGGGAGGAGUCACCUAGCUAACCCUGUUAGGGCCCUGGAGCGGGGAGCAAGGAGGGAGGAGUCACCUAGCUAACCCUGUUAGGGCCCUGGAGGGGGGAGCAAGGAGGGAGGAGUCGCCUAGCUAACCCUGUUAGGGCCCUGGAGGGGGGAGCAAGGAGGGAGGAGUCACCUAGCUAACCCUGUUAGGGCCCUGGAGGGGGGAGCAAGGAGGGAGGAGUCACCUAGCUAACCCUGUUAGGGCCCUGGAGGGGGGAGCAAGGAGGGAGGAGUCACCUAGCUAACCCUGUUAGGGCCCUGGAGGGGGGAGCAAGGAGGGAGGAGUCACCUAGCUAACCCUGUUAGGGCCCUGGAGGGGGGAUCAAGGAGGGAGGAGUCACCUAGCUAACCCUGUUAGGGCCCUGGAGGGGGGAGCAAGGAGGGAGGCGUCAGGGAUUACUUUUAAGGGGACAACAACACUCAUAAUAUCUUCAUUAGGACAAGCUUGAUGCUUCACAGGUUGGAGAAAUGAGCUAAAGGUUUACAAGACUUGAUGUUCAGCUGUCAAUGUCAUCAUCACACAUACACAGUAGAUCUGGGGCUCAUCAGCGUAUGUUAGGUCUGUGAUUUAUCUGGUUGUUGUUGCUGCCCAGGGAGGGGCAGGCUAGGCAGCCGGUUAGGCUCUGUUCUGACUGGGGUUAAGGUUGGGGUUGAGCCAGAUUCUCCUCCCCCCUCUCUCUUCCUUCCUCUCUCUCUCUCUUUUGGGGGGGGGGGGGGCACUCAAUAACAGGGGUCAUGUUCUGUCCACACAGUGUGUGUGUGUGUGUGUGUGUUUGUGUGUGUGCCAGUGUGCAUGCAGGCAUUUGUGUGUAUGUGUGUGUGUAAAUGUCUCUGUGUGUCCAUGCCUGAGUCUAUGUGUAUCUUGUGGAAUGUCUAUAUUACUAUCUCUGUGUGUGAAUGGAAUUUCAUAUAGCCAAUAUUACAGUGUGUAGUCUAGGUGGCUUUUGUAUUUGGGCCCCCCUCUCCUCUCCUCUCCUCUCCCUCUCCCUCCUCCUCUCCUCUCCUUCUCUCUCUCCUCUCCUCUCCUCUCCUCUCCUCUCCUCUCCUCUCCUCUCCUCUCCUCUCCUCUCCUCUCCUCUCCUCUCCUCCCCUCCCCCAGGUCAGUGGGUUGUUAUCUGAUAGUCACUAAGUGGUGAACCAUAAACACACCAGACGACAGACAGACAGACAGACAGACAGACAGACAGACAGACAGACAGACAGACAGACAGCACAGCACAGUGAGGCCAUGGUAGCCAUCGAGGAGCAGAGCAGACUGCUGCAUGAGGAAGUAACCAUAACUACAGACAUCCUGGAAAUAAUGCAGAUAAGGUUCCAUCUAAGAUAGUUGAGUAAAGAGAAUAUCCAGAGAGAAUGUUCCAAGAGCAAAGAGAAUGUCCAGAGAGAAUGUUCCACCCAUAGACAUUAGGGGUGUAACGAUCCAUCUACUAAAUCGAUGUAUCGAUUUAUAUUCAUAUGAUCCAACUUCAUCGAUCUGUGCUCGGCGAGUUGGCAUUUUGGACAACAUAUAUCGAUCUAACAUCGAUUUAAAAUGUAAUAAAUCGAUUUUAUCGAUACUAGGAAAUAACCCAUUGGAUUUAAGCACGUCAGACUUAAUAUGCAGGGGUGCACAUAACUGGUACGCAGAUACGCAAGCGCGACAAAAAUCAGGAAUGCGUAAUGACACUUGUGUUACUACGCGCCUUUGCGUACUUGACCGAUCUUCUCAUCUAACCUUACACAUGACAUGUUGCUUGUCAACUACUGUCAGGGAUGUCCAAAAAGCAACAGACAUUAAGCAGAUUCUUUGGCGUUUCGCCACCUACAAAGAAACGCCAACUGGAGCCAGAGCCGAAGAAAAUACUUUUUUCGGAAAAGUGGCUUGAAGCUAACGAUGAGGGCACUGAAAUGUGGUGCAAGAUUUGCCGCUCAAAUCCACAUCUAGCAGACAAAACAGGUGCAUUUUAUAAAGGCUCAAAGAAUUUCAACCAUCCUUUAUUUGACAAACAUGAAAAGAGCAAGGAGCACACGAAUGUGGCGCAAGCCAUUGCUAAAAGCUAGCCGAGAAUAAAUGUCCAGUCGCCCACUUGCCAGACAAGCUGAAUGAAGAACAGAGGCAAGCUCUGUUUAAUAUUUUUCUCUUUCCAUAAAGCUAAACACGCACGUCCCAUGUCUUCCUAUUCUGAGGAUGUUCCUUUACUGAAUGCUUUUUGAUGGAUCUGAGGACAUCACAAAAACUGAGCAGGAAAUAGUUUACAUUGUCUGUGUCCAGCAACGGAGAGUUUACUUCGGACUUUAUUGGACUGAUUGAAUUGGGUGCUGACCGAACCGCACAGGCCAUAACAGACGGACUUGUGAGACUUUUCCAGGACACAGGCUUGGAUGACACAGACGGGGCUGCUGUCAACGUAGGUAUGGGUAAGUUUCAUAAUACCAGAUGGUCUGCAUGGAGGCAUGAAACACUGUUAAAAAUAUCAAGACUAUUGCCAGCCAUUAAAAUGCAACUGGUUACCAGGUAUUUAUUUCAGUCAUACUGGUUGAAUUUUUGGCUAAAAGGUUACUGAAUCGAUUUCAAGUCACUGAAUCGUUUCGGAUCGUAUCGUUCUAAAUGAACCAAUAUCGUCCUUGAAUCGUAUCGACAACCACGAAUCGUGAUACGAAUCGAAUCGUUGUUAAAACGAAUCGUUACACCCCUAAUAGACAUACAUCAUUACUCCCACCCUUCAGCUUUCGCAAUACUGUACUUCCCUCAUCAGAUUCUUACACUUUUCCAGCAGCUUUGGGAGGACUCAAAGACGUCCGGUAACAUGAUUUAAUACUUAUCUUCUGGACACACCUGAGGGGCGGAGUAUCUUCUCUUGGUGACACUAUCCCUCAACAAGACUUCAGUGGUUGAGUGUUUCCUCUUGUUUCGGUCAGGGUGUUGGGAGUGUGUGUGGCUGUGUGCAUGUGUGUGUGUGUGUACUGCAGGAAGGAGGGGGGCAUUCAAGUGUUUUCCUCAUCCUAACUUGUGAAAUUCCCAGCUGCCGCUUGUAAUGCUCUCCAGUCAGCAGCCAGGCCAUGGGCCAGGCGAGGCUCGUGUCCAGAACCAAUCAUCAUAACCUAACGCCUUAUUCCGUGAGCUGCUGUCCCAGUCCUGGCUUAGUCCUAGCCAACUCCCACCCAGCCCAAUCCCUGCAUGCGAGAACUGUCCUGUCCCGGCCAACUCCCACCUUGUCCAGACCUGGCCAACUCCCAACUUGUCCAGUCCUGGCCAACUCCCACCUUGUCCAGUCCUGGCCAACUCCCACCUUGUCCAGUCCUGGCCAACUGCCACCUUGUCCAGUCCUGACCAACUCCCACCUUGUCCAGUCCUGGCCAACUCCCACCUUGUCCAGUCCUGACCAACUCCCACCCUGUCCAGGCCUGGCCAACUCCCACCUUGUCCAGUCCUGACCAACUCCCACCUUGUCCAGUCCUGACCAACUCCCACCUUGUCCAAUCCUGACCAACUCCCACCCUGUCCAGUCCUGGCCAACUCCCACCUUGUCCAAUCCUGACCAACUCCCACCCUGUCCAGGCCUGGCCAACUCCCACCUUGUCCAGUCCUGACCAACUCCCACCUUGUCCAAUCCUGACCAACUCCCACCUUGUCCAGUCCUGGCCAACUCCCACCUUGUCCAGUCCUGGCCAACUCCCACCUUGUCCAGACCUGGCCAACUCCCACCUUGUUCAGUCCUGACCAACUCCCACCUUGUCCAGUCCUGACCAACUCCCACCUUGUCCAGUCCUGACCAACUCCCACCCUGUCCAAUCCUGACCAACUCCACCCUGUCCAGUCCUGACCAACUCCCACCCUGUCCAGUCCUGACCAACUCCACCCUGUCCAGUCCUGACCAACUCCCACCCUGUCCAGUCCUGACCAACUCCCACCCUGUCCAGUCCUGACCAACUCCCACCUUGUCCAGUCCUGACCAACUCCCACCCUGUCCAGUCCUGGCCAUCUCCCACCCUGUCCAGUCCUGACCAACUCCCACCCUGUCCAGACCUGGCUCUACUGGUCCUGCAUGUGAGAACAGUCCUGGCUCAGUCCUGGCUCAGUCCUGGCUCUAUCCCACACCUGCAUGUGAGAACAGUCCCGGCCCAGUCCUAGCUCAGUCCUAUCCCUGCAUGUGAGAACAGUCCCGGCCCAGUCCUGGCUCAGUCCCAUCCCUGCAUGUGAGGACAGUCCCCAUUCAGUCCUGGCUGGGUACCAUCCCUGCAUGUGAGAACAGUCCCAGUCCUGGCUCAGUCCCAUCCCUGCAUGUGAGAACAGUCCCGGCCCAGUCCUGGCUGGGUACCAUCCCUGCAUGUGAGAACAGUCCUUGCUCAGUCCUGGCUCAGUCCUGGCUCUAUCCCACAACUGCAUGUGAGAACAGUCCCAGCCCAGUCCUGGCUCAGUCCCAUCCCUGC
Coregonus sp. 'balchen' is the source of this 15669-nucleotide messenger RNA. The record is from the annotation of a GenBank genome assembly. Lineage: Eukaryota; Metazoa; Chordata; Actinopteri; Salmoniformes; Salmonidae.